This is a messenger RNA of Phalaenopsis equestris, 1366 nucleotides long. RefSeq names its product protein SRG1-like. The coding region runs from base 151 to 1200 and encodes 349 amino acids. The transcript has 4 exons. Lineage: Eukaryota; Viridiplantae; Streptophyta; Magnoliopsida; Asparagales; Orchidaceae. The record is from RefSeq and is a predicted model, not a curated record.
ACAAGACAUGGUCCAGGCGCGUAUGCGCGCAUCCUUAUCGUUGAAGGGGCUUGUCUCACACUGACACGACUAAUCAUAGGUGAUAACUCAGAAGAGAAGCAGCUGACAAGGAAGAAGAAAACCCCGAGCUCCUCCUCUCAACGAAUCAUAAUGGAAGCUACGGCAGUGUUCGAAGGGAAGCUGGUCCAAGAGCUGGCUAAGAGCGGCGGUCAGAUAACACCCCAGUUUGUUCAGAGAGAGGAGAAUCGUCCCAUCGGUUCUUCGCCGCCCGCCUCCAGCGUUCCAAUCAUCGACCUCCACCGCCUAUCCGAGCCGGAUGGUGGCGAGGAGCUCCUCCGGCUCAAGUCGGCCCUCCAAACCUGGGGCCUGUUCCAGAUUGUCAGCGACGAGAUGUCAGCUGCGUUCCUUGAUGAGGUGCGGAGUGUGGCUAGAAAGUUCUUUUAUCUUCCUAAAGAAGAGAAACAGAAGUAUAAGAAUCUCACAGAUGAUGGAAAAUUUAAGAUGGAAGGAUAUGGAAAUGAUAUGGUGGCAACAAAGGAUCAAAUCCGUGACUGGAAUGAUCGUCUUUAUGUUUUAGUGGAGCCAGAAAGUGAGAGACAUCUAGAACUUUGGCCUGAUAAUCCAAGCUCUUUCAGGAGUUUAUUGCAUGAAUUUUCCAUGAAAGCAAAGAAGAUUGCCAACAAUGUUCUAAUGGCAAUUGCAAGGCUACUGGAACUGGAAGAAAAUUACUACACUGAUCAAAUGGGAGAUGCUACUGCAUUUGCGAGAUUUAAUUACUACCCUAGUUGUUCUAAUUCUGAUGCUGUGAUUGGUAUGAAAGCUCACUCUGAUGCUUCAGCUCUCACACUUGUCGUGCUCGACAAAAAUGUGGAUGGAUUGCAAGUACUUAAAGAUGGAGAAUGGUUUUCAGUCCUCACUGUUCCACAGGCUUUACUUGUCAACUUGGGAGAUCAAAUGGAGAUAAUGUGCAAUGGAAAAUUGAAGAGCCCUGUGCAUAGAGUGGUAGCAAACUCUCAGGACAGAAUUUCUUUGGUCAUGUUCUAUUCUCUUAAUUUUGAAAAAUACAUAGGGCCUGCAGAGAAGCUGGUGGAUGAAGGAGAGCCACAAUUGUACAAGAAGUUGCUGCUGAAGGACUACCUCAAUCAGUUCUUCAAAAACUUUGCCCAAGGAAAGAGAGCCAUUCACUUUGCAAAGAUGUAAAUUAACAGGAAUUUGUGUAAUGUUGAGGAUAAAAUUAUAAUUUUAUUUUCACUUGAUUUAUUUGAGAUUAGGGUCAUAUAUUCAUCUCAGAAUAUAUUGAUGAUGAUAAAUUUACACAACAGCAUAAUGAUUGAGGGUUGUAUGUCGACUAAUUCUUAUUAUUAAG